Messenger RNA from Dermochelys coriacea (leatherback sea turtle), 3099 nucleotides. RefSeq names its product transcription factor like 5 (gene TCFL5). The coding region runs from base 808 to 2388 and encodes 526 amino acids. The record is from RefSeq and is a predicted model, not a curated record. Gene Ontology annotation, cellular component: nucleus. NCBI's taxonomy places the organism in Eukaryota, Metazoa, Chordata, Testudines, Dermochelyidae. The transcript is spliced from 6 exons. Gene Ontology annotation, biological process: spermatogenesis; regulation of DNA-templated transcription. Gene Ontology annotation, molecular function: protein dimerization activity; RNA polymerase II cis-regulatory region sequence-specific DNA binding; DNA-binding transcription factor activity, RNA polymerase II-specific.
CACCCCCCCCCCCCCGGCGGAACUGUACUUCGCAGACUCCCACCCCAUCCCCCCAUCUCCUGCCUGUUGCUAGGCAGACUUCGCACCUGGCCGAUCCCUGUGGGGCAGGCCUUUGGGGGGGGGGCUACAAUUGCUCCUCACUGAGCACUAGAAAGGGGGCAAGCUGCACUAGGGCCGAGUUUACCCCCUCCCCCCGCCCUAUUUUGGGGUGUUAGUGGGAUGGGCUGAAUUUACGCCUCCCCCCUGCUUGGUGUUAUUGUUUUUUGGAGGUGCUGACCCCUCUCCCCCCUCCAUUUUUUGUGGGCGGUGGGCUCCAUUAUCAUCGGGGCUGGGCCCCUUCCCACUCUUACUUGACAGCAUCAUUGGAUGGGUAGUGCCUUCUCUGGGGACAUUAUUGGGGGCCCUAGCCUCCAUUCUGAGGGGGCCGGUGUUGGGAGAUUACACCCUGUUUUGGAGGUGGUGUUUCUGGCGUGUUAUUCCCUCUCUUUUUGGAGGGGACCAUACUGGGGGUGGGGCGGUACACUCCUCUGUGGGGGAUCGCCAGGUGGGGAUGUGAUGCCCCCUCUUUGGAAGCAAUAUUAUUGACUGGAGUAGGGGUUGUACUCUCUAUCUUGGGUUGGAUGUCUCAUUUUUUUUUACAGGGUGCUUGUUCAUUGCUCUCUUGGCGCUGUUGUUACAGGGGAGUACUACAUUUACUUUUUUUUUUUUUUUUCUUUUGAGGGAGUGGUAUAACGAUAGCAUUUGCUGGAAGCUCACUUAGUUGUUGAAGGAUUUAUUAGUGAUUGAUUCAGUUUCUAGUUUGAAGUCAUGUCAGGAUCAACUCCAAAACAGAUCUCCAGUCCGCAGACAGUUGCUCGUGUUUCGGAUCCUGCUCCUGCUGGACCUGAAGGCCCAACUGACAGCUCCUUUGGUGAGCAAAACCUUAGCUUCACCACCACAGACCUCAACCUGGUGGAAAUGACGGAAAUAGAGUACACCCAGCUUCAGCACAUUCUCUAUUCACACAUGGAGGCACAAGCAAACGAAGGCGAAAUGGAGGCUAGGCUCAAUUCUGCUUUCUUCUCAGCUAGUAAUCCUGCAGAUCAACCUCAACAGCAGUCCUCAGUGAACACCAAUCAAACUGGCUAUUCAUCGUACUCUGGGAACCAGUCAGUUUACCCAGUUAUCUGUCAGGCAGGUCUGUCUUCUGACAGCAAUUUAAUGGGUUCAAACCAAUGUCUGGGGCACAUUGACUUUCAAGAGCUCAGAAUGAUGCUGCUUAGUGAAUCUAAUCUCACUUCUAAUGAAGUAGAUAAAACACCUAAUAGUAACUCUGUAGAAGUCACAGGGCACAGUUUAGUAAGAGUUAAACAUGGUGAAAAUUUUGGUGGGACAAAUAAAGAAACUGUACUUGUUGAAAAUUCAGCACCAGCUCCUGAGCCUAGAUCUAAAUCUGCAGUUCGUGUUCGUUUGGAAGACAGAUUCAACAGCAUCCAGACAGAAAAUCCCCGAUGUCAAGAGCCCCAAGAAUCUGAAGUGACUCUUAACAAUUUAGUAACACUAAUUCGUCAACCAGCAGAACUAAUGGGUAUGCCUCUUCACCAGCAGCAGAAUAAAUGUACUACAUUAGUGAAAAAUAAGACUGCUGCUGCAGCUACUGCUUUACAGUUCACAUAUCCGUUAUUUACUAUGAAUGCCUGUUCUACUUCUGGAAGUGCUAACCCUUCACAAACACAGAACUCUGGCACAUCAUGUACUAUCCUGGAAACUGCCAAACAUCAAGACCUUGGAUUACCUAGAGCAUUCUCUUUCUGUUAUCAUCAGGAAAUUGAAUCCACUAAACAAACAGUAGGCACUAGGAAUAAAGCUUUACCUGAACAAGUUUGGAUUAAAGUAGGAGAAGAAGCUUUAUGUAAACAAGCAAUAAACAAAAGAAGUCGCGGCAAAAUACGCCAGUUGGAUGCAAAUGUAGACCGCAAACCUCUUGGUGAAAUUCAAAAUAUAUGUGAUAGCCAAAAUACUGCAUCUGCACAAGGUACUUGGCAGUCAACACAGGUAAAUUCAAGUAUGCAGGCACAGAGUGGAACUCAGGGAGGAAUCUCUCAGCGCAGGGAGAGGCAUAACCGCAUGGAAAGAGACAGAAGGCGCAGAAUCCGGAUUUGUUGUGAUGAAUUGAAUCUUCUGGUUCCAUUCUGCACUGCUGAUACUGAUAAGGCAACAACAUUACAGUGGACAACAGCAUUUUUGAAAUAUAUUCAGGAAAGGCACGGGGAUUCCCUGAAAAAGGAAUUUGAGACUGUGUUCUGUGGUAAAACAGGCAGGAGACUAAAACUAACAAGAGCUGACUCAUUAGUAACAUGUCCAAUGCAGGAAAACAUACAGAAUAGCACACCAAUGGAGAUCAAGUAAUUUGAACUAAAUACCCAGCGUUUUAUGGAAAGUAUUGAUACCUAAUGAUGCUCCAUAGCAAUUAUUUUAUGUCCACAUACUGGACUUCUUCUCCUGUGACUAUUUUGAAAUUGAAGGAUCCGAGAGUGACUUGCAAAAUAUAAUUUGUAAAAAUACAUAAAUAGAACCGUAAAGAAAACAUUCUUUAUUCAAAAUGGAAAGAUAAAUGAAUUACCAACAAUAUUAAUUGAUCAGUGUCCUCUUAGAGAGCUUUGGCAACAAGAAAAUGUCAUGUCAGCCACUAAAUAUCCCCCCCCCCCAUAGCUACCAAAUCCAUUUUAACUUGAUAUAAUAUAGUUAGAAAUUGUUAUAGACUGUCAACCUGUCCUAUUGUAUUUAGUCAGUCAUGAACGUACAUUCCUAUUAAAUGUAAAAUAAAUAAAUAAAGAUGCCAUUAUAUUGCCCAUUUCGCAAUUGGAACAGUGAGAAAAUUAAAUUGGUUAGUGCUUGUAUAAUAAGUAUACAUCUUACAAACAAUAUUAUAUGCAUUGGAAUUCAGAUUUGAAGUUCAUAUUGAACCGUACAUCCCCAUAGGACUAAAGAAUCAUACAAUGCUGUUGGCAUUGCUUUUAAAAUACAGUAGUAUUUUAAAUACUUUUUGCACAAAUGUCCAACAAUUUUCCUGUAUUGUUGCUUUAGUCCAAAAGUGGUAUAUUGUAAACAGUGAAUUAU